AUGAGUUUUCUUUUUGGGAGUCGGUCUAAUAAAACUUUCAAACCAAAGAAGAAUAUACCAGAAGGAACACAUCAGUAUGACCUUAUGCGGCAUGCUGCCGCUACAUUGGGUUCUGGAAACCUUCGACUAGCUGUUAUGUUACCAGAGGGAGAGGAUCUCAAUGAAUGGGUUGCGGUUAACACUGUGGACUUCUUCAAUCAGAUCAACAUGCUGUACGGCACCAUCACGGAGUUCUGUACGGAGGAGUCGUGCGCGGUGAUGUCGGCAGGGCCCAAGUACGAGUACCACUGGGCCGAUGGCCACACCGUCAAGAAACCUAUCAAGUGCUCCGCCCCCAAGUAUAUCGACUACCUCAUGACCUGGGCGCAGGACCAACUCGAUGACGAGACUCUGUUCCCUUCUAAAAUAGGUGUUCCGUUCCCGAAGAAUUUUCUGUCUAUGGCUAAGACGAUCCUGAAGCGGCUGUUCCGUGUGUACGCGCACAUCUACCACCAGCACUUCCCCGAGGUGGUGCAGCUGGGCGAGGAGGCGCAUCUCAACACCUCCUUCAAGCACUUCAUUUUCUUCGUGCAGGAAUUCAAUUUAAUAGAGAGAAGAGAGUUGGCACCACUACAAGAGCUCAUUGAGAAGCUGACUGCGAAGGAGGCGCGAUGA
Messenger RNA from Parnassius mnemosyne (clouded apollo), 654 nucleotides. The record is from the annotation of a GenBank genome assembly. NCBI's taxonomy places the organism in Eukaryota, Metazoa, Arthropoda, Insecta, Lepidoptera, Papilionidae.